AUGCUCGAUUGCCGUGUCGAAAUUGUGAUGCGGCCGGGCGAGAAUGUGGCAGCACCGGAAGGCUCGAUAUUCGAACCUUCGCUGUUGCGACAAGCACCUAGAGAGAUUGGACGCCUGCAGUUGCAAGUCCAACAGCUGCGAGAUCAACUUGACGGAUUUCUUCUGAAAGAUAAUGACGGCGAACCAACACGACCGGAACGGCCUUCUAAGCCGAACUUCACAUAUUUACCGGAGUACCUCGAUCCUCUAAGACAGUAUGGCGGACACUCGAAGUAUUGGCAAACUAUCUAUAGCGAUGACAACCUCUUGAGGAGAGGUGUGUGCUAUGGGCCUGCCUCGCCACAGUCCUUCAUUCAAAGACUCAAUCGGUACCUUCUGAGCCAUUCUGACUGUGCUGUUUUUCCGUUAGUGCAGAUUGACAUUGAAUCAAUGGCCUGCACUGCUGCAAAUAAUUUGAACUCGACCAAGUUUACGUCAAUUCGUGCAACCAUUGCAAACAAAGCGGUCAUUAAAUUAACUAAAGUUCAAGAGGAAGCCAUGAUUAACCUUUUCUGGGAAACAUUCCAUCCUUUCCUACCCAUAGUUGACGAGGGCAAAUUUAGGACGCAAUUUCGAGUGCUUUGGGGUCAGGAUUCGAGGUAUCGUCAAUCUUCUGGAUUGGUGGAUAUCGUCAUUGCGCUUGGUUUACAACACGUUGCGGCAAUUUCCAAACCCGUGUGGGAAUUCCAAUGGGACGAACCUGCGCCAUUCUCCAACAGCCAGAGUUUCGCUUACUACAGGCGAAGUCAGAUUAUCCUGCAAGAUGAAUUGGAGGCGCCAUCUGCAGCUACUCUUCAAACCCAGAUUUUCGCAGUCAUCUACCUGUUUAACGCUGGUCUUCUCAACACGGCGAAUACCGUUCUCGCUACUACAAUCCGAACAGCAGUCAUACUGGGGUAUCAUCUUGACAGCCCUCAGGGUAUGACUGACGAGGAAUCAGUGAUUCGACGGAGAAUUUUCUGGACUCUUUAUUCCUUGGAGAUGAAUGUAGCAAUGGAACUUGGCAGGCCUCUUGCUGUGAGUAUCUCUCGAGUGCAAUGCCCAUUGCCAAAUGGAGAUUCGCAACAAAUACCUUCCGGAUCUAGUUUUUUUCUGCACAAAUCGGCCAUUUGCUAUGCUUUCAACCUGCUACAUAUCAAACUUACUCUGGCAACUCGUGCGGUCUAUGUCACAUUCUACAACGAGUGCGCCGAUGUUCUUUCAAAAGGGGCCGGAGAGAAUAUAUAUGAUAACACGGAAUCAUUGGAAACGGUAGCAGCAUUCUUGAUCCAGAAGGUGGCAUACUUACACUGUUGGAUUCAAGAUGUUCCAGAAACGCUCAGAAACAAACGGAGUGGACUAGCACCAACUUUCAGUAUUGGAGAGGCCUCAAUUCAGCUCGAUAUCAUGUCUCCUGAUUGGUUUCAACGAGAGAGCAUAUUGCUGGAACUUCGUUACCACAACCUUGCCAUGAACUUGUACAGACCAUUCAUAUGCUUUUUGGGAAUAUCCGCAGCCGAUGGACCUCUCAUCCUUGACAAUGCCAAGACAUGCAUCCAUCACGCCAGAGCAAUUAUCGAUAUUGCAACUCAGAUGUUGGCUGAAACUCAAAUCCUUCGUGGGUGGUAUGAAGCUUUCCGUUUGCAAUGGAAUGCAGCUCUGUCUCUUAUCGGAUAUUUAGUUGCCUGGCCUAGUGAAACUGAAAGCCUGACUUGUCGAAAAGGACUAAAGCGAGCACUCCAGACCUUUGAAAUGCUGUCCGACAACUUCCCCGUGGCUAGUCGCGCGCAACAAUGUGUCAGGGAGUUUCUUGAUCAUGCUUCGCUUCCUGUGAGACAGAAUGAUGAAGCUUCGACAUGGAUUUGGUGGUCAUUUGCAACUGAAGGAGAUUUGGACUCAGGUUUCGGUCCUGCACCAUUCCCUGAAACGGACAAUUUGGGGAUGAGUUUCAACCUAUUCAAUCCGGGAGAAAUGAUCGAUGAUCCGGUUGCUGCGGCACCGUGGUCAGAUCAAACAUUGGGUUUCCUGGUAUAA
This is a messenger RNA of Exophiala bonariae, 2052 nucleotides long. RefSeq lists its product as uncharacterized. Gene Ontology annotation, biological process: DNA-templated transcription; positive regulation of transcription from RNA polymerase II promoter by galactose. The coding region runs from base 1 to 2052 and encodes 683 amino acids. Lineage: Eukaryota; Fungi; Ascomycota; Eurotiomycetes; Chaetothyriales; Herpotrichiellaceae. The transcript is spliced from 2 exons. Gene Ontology annotation, cellular component: nucleus. The record is from RefSeq and is a predicted model, not a curated record. Gene Ontology annotation, molecular function: zinc ion binding; RNA polymerase II cis-regulatory region sequence-specific DNA binding; DNA-binding transcription factor activity, RNA polymerase II-specific.